CAGUGAGCACGCCCACUCUAAAUACUCAAAACUUGCUAAACAAAAAUGGCGUUGCACGUGCCGAAAGCGCCCGGUGUGGCUCAAAUGCUGAAGGAGGGCUCCAGGCUCUACAGUGGCCUCGAGGAAGUCGUCUAUCGCAACAUCUCGGCCUGCAAGCAGUUGGCCCACACUUUACGGACUGCCUAUGGACCAACCGGCAUGAACAAGAUGGUCAUCAACCAUCUGGAGAAGUUGUUUGUCACAAACGACGCAGCCACAAUCAUCAAGGAACUUGAAGUCGAACACCCUGCUGCCAAAAUGCUUGUUUUGGCCUCUCAGAUGCAGGAGCAGGAAAUCGGCGACGGAACAAAUUUCGUCAUCAUUUUUGCAGGCGCCCUACUUGAAGCAGCAGAGGACCUUUUAAGAAUGGGUCUUACUCCCACGGAGGUUGUCGAAGGCUACGAACUGGCUCUAGAAAAGGCACUAGAAAUUUUGCCUACUUUGGUGUGCAAGGAGGUCAAAGACCUUAGAGAUGCUAAGCAAGUGGAAGAAGCAUUGAAAACCGCCAUUUCUAGCAAGCAAUAUGGCCAGGAAGAUUUCCUCACAACUUUGAUCACAAAGGCUUGUGUGUCGGUAGUGCCUGACAAGAGCACCUCUUUCAAUGUCGAUAAUGUCCGCAUCUGCAAAAUCGCGGGAUGUGGUCUCCUCUCAUCGGAAGUUGUGCCUGGAAUGGUCUUUAAGAGAUUUGUUGAAGGAACAGUGUCUAAAAAGUCGCAGGCCAAGGUUGCCCUUUACACUUGUCCAAUCGACAUUAUGCAGACGGAGACUUCGGGUACUGUUCUCAUCAAAACCGCCGAGGAAUUGAAGUCGUUCAGCCGGGGAGAAGAGACACAGCUGGAGGAUCAGAUUAAGGGUCUCAAAGACGCUGGCGCCGAUGUGGUGGUUGCUGCUGGCAAGUUUGGCGAUAUGGCCCUGCACUACUUAAACAAGUACGACAUGAUGGCCGUCAGACUCACUAGCAAGUUUGAUCUCCGUAGAUUAUGCAAAGCCACCAAUGCAACUGCUCUUCCCAGAUUGAUCCCACCAAACAAAGAAGAGUUGGGUUAUGCUGAUUUGGUUUCCGUUGAUGAGGUUGGUGACACUGGAGUUGUGAUUUUCAAGAUUGGUGAAGGAGAAUCCAAGAUCUCUACUGUUGUUAUCAGAGGAGCAACUGAUAACUACAUGGAUGACAUCGAAAGGUGUAUUGACGAUGGAGUCAAUACCUACAAGGGUCUUACUAAAGACAACCGACUUGUUCCCGGCGCUGGAGCUGUUGAGUCGGAAUUGGCCUUAUUAGUGAAUCGUUUUGGCGAGGGUCGCUCAGGGUUGGAGCAGUAUGCCAUCCAGAGAUUUGCACAUGCCUUGGAAGCCUUGCCUAAGGCUUUGGCAGAAAACUCUGGAGUUAAGGGAACAGAGCUGCUUGCCAAGCUUCAGUCCGCUCAUGCCCAAGGCCAGAAUACCAGUGGAUUGGACAUUGAGUCUGGCAGCUUGCUAAAUUCUGUUGAAUCUAAGAUCUUUGACCUUUUCAUCACCAAGUACUGGGGUCUUAAGUACGCCACUAGCGCUGCCUGCACAGUGCUAAAGGUGGACCAGAUCAUUAUGGCAAAGCGUGCUGGUGGACCGAAAGCGAGGGCUCCCGGUGGCCAGGACCAGGAUGACGACUAAAUGUAAGCAUUCUGCCACUAUUUUUCCGGAUCCAACUCGUCUCAACGUUCAACGGCAUUUUUUUCAUUAUAAUUUUUGCCUGGACUGGAUUUGGGCCGUCUUCUAUUAAUUCCGAUGCACUCGCCACUCUCAACACAAAAUUGAAACCAAUGCGAACGAUUAUUUUGAUCCAGUAUUCCAGCACUAACCUAGACGGUGCCUAAUUUAUUAACAAUUCCACGGAAAAGCAGCUCUGUGAUGUGCUGUUUAUGAUCACUGGAGCUGUAAUAAAUGCGUCAAUCACUAAAAAAAAUUUAAAAACGUGCAUUU
Molecule: messenger RNA, 1992 nt
Organism: Neocloeon triangulifer
Lineage: Eukaryota; Metazoa; Arthropoda; Insecta; Ephemeroptera; Baetidae
Gene: CCT8
Product: T-complex protein 1 subunit theta
Exons: 9
Coding region: 46-1683 (545 amino acids)
Biological process (GO): protein folding
Cellular component (GO): chaperonin-containing T-complex
Molecular function (GO): ATP binding; ATP hydrolysis activity; ATP-dependent protein folding chaperone
Source: RefSeq, a predicted model, not a curated record